AUGUCUAGUCACAAGCUUUCCUAUGCAGAUGUUUGGGAUGAUUCUGCGUUGAUACAAUCAUGGGAGGCGGCCUUAGCGGAAUACAAGAAAUACCACAGCAUCCAUGCUCGGGGAGAAAAGGUUGAGGAUGUCUUAUCCGCGUUUGAGCUUGCGGAGCUGCGAGGAACACAAGAUCAGCCGAACGGUGCUACUGCCCCAGAUCGGGCCGACGUAAUCAAAGAAGGCGAGCUCCAAAUGACACAUGCAAAAGAGCUAGGGGAGCUUGAGGAAGGCGAGGAUGCUGUAGAAGGCACUGCAGACGACCAGCCUGUUCAAAUGGCAGCGGCAGCUGUCUCUGCUGAACCAACAGGCAAUGGCGUGACAGGUAGCGAGCACACGAUGCCGCCAGUCUUGACUGCCAUGCCUCAGGUGCUCGCGGGAUCGAUUCAGGAUGAGGCACUCAAGAACCUCAUGAUGUCCUGGUACUACGCUGGCUACUACACAGGUCUUUACGAAGGCCAACAGAAGGUCGUCCAAAACUCAAUGGGAGAAGGGGGGAAAUAUUGA
Molecule: messenger RNA, 546 nt
Organism: Coniosporium apollinis CBS 100218
Lineage: Eukaryota; Fungi; Ascomycota; Dothideomycetes
Exons: 4
Coding region: 1-546 (181 amino acids)
Source: RefSeq, a predicted model, not a curated record